This is a messenger RNA of Ogataea haglerorum, 477 nucleotides long. RefSeq lists its product as uncharacterized. The coding region runs from base 1 to 477 and encodes 158 amino acids. NCBI's taxonomy places the organism in Eukaryota, Fungi, Ascomycota, Pichiomycetes, Pichiales, Pichiaceae. The record is from RefSeq and is a predicted model, not a curated record. The transcript has a single exon.
AUGGAAGCAGGAUCAGGGACACAGAGACACGCAGGUGAUGCGAACAUACCACAUCCAGAACAGAGAGGACUACCACAAGUACAACAAGAUAUGCGGAAACAUCAGAAAAAUCGCACACAAGCUCGCCCUUCUGCAGCCCAACGACCCGUUCAGAAUCAAGCACGAACAGCUGCUUCUCGACAAGCUGUACGCAAUGGGCGUUCUGGCGACGAAGAGCAAGAUAUCGGACCUGGAAAACAAGGUGACCGUCAGCUCGUUCUGCAGAAGGCGGAUCGGAGUAGUGAUGUGCCGGUUCAAGAUGGCCCAGACGAUCUCGGACGCAGUCAAGUUUGUGGAGCAGGGCCAUGUGCGAGUUGGGCCCGACGUGAUCACCGACCCGGCGUUUCUGGUCACGAGAAACAUGGAGGACUACUUGCAGUGGACGGACAGCUCCAAGAUCAAGCACAACGUGCUCAAGUACAAGAACAAGAUCGAUGA